AACGAACGCUAUCAACGAACACUUCAAACGUUUAAAGAGGCCAUUUGGAAGAACGUCAUCGUUGCUCUGACAUUUGCAAAUCAAGUGGACCCAACCAGUCCCAGGGCAGACGAAGCCGAGCAUUUCACUAGUGUGUUAGAUGCAAAGAAAAGAUCAAUGCGUGAAUCUUUCAAAAGAGCUGGGCUUGAGGAAGUUUUUGAUCAGUUAUCCCAAUCAUACAUACAUCCGGUCGGAUCUGCAACGAAGUUCAACCUUCCUUCUGGGCAAAACUGGCAGGCUGAAUUCUGGAAGGGCUGUCUGGAUGCCUGUAAACCAGAA
This is a messenger RNA of Geodia barretti, 318 nucleotides long. The record is from the annotation of a GenBank genome assembly. NCBI's taxonomy places the organism in Eukaryota, Metazoa, Porifera, Demospongiae, Tetractinellida, Geodiidae.